AAUCCACAUCCAUCAUUGCAUUAUUUUUAAAUUCAUAAUAUAACCAGAAAAAUUAUAAUUUUAUUUCUAUACUUUUUAAAGCUUAUUUUGAAAAUAAUCUUAGAUGUCGCUAAAAUAAGGUAUAGUCAAGAAAAUCAUAUAAUUAUGGCAAGAUUAACUACACAAUAUAUUGAGAAGAAGUGCUCACAAGAGCAAUUAAAUAAAGCUCUCAAUAAAAAAAUAAAAAAAGAUCAAUUAUAUUUAACUCAUUUACGUAUGAAUAAUAUGUUUAUCAGCAAUAUUAGUAAUUUCAGUAAUUACAAAAAUCUUAAAGUAAUAUAUUUACAAAACAAUAAUAUUUCGAAGAUAGAAAAUUUACACUAUGCAUCUAACUUAACGCAUUUAUACCUACAGCAUAAUAUAAUAAGUAAAAUAGAAAAUUUAAAUUAUCUUGAAAAACUGCAAACACUUUAUUUAGGAUAUAAUAAAAUAUUAGUAGUAGAAGGUCUUGAAAAUUUGAAAAAUUUAACUGUUUUGCAAAUAGAAAAUCAAAAAUUACCUUUUGGAGAAUCAUUAUAUUUUGAUCCACGAAGUAUACUCGCUUUAUCCGUAAGUUUUUUUAUUGUUAUUUUUUUAUUAUAUAUAUUUAUACAUAUAUAUAAGCUUUUUCAGACUUGUUUAAAAGUACUUAACAUUUCUGGUAAUAAAAUAACAUCUCUAAAAAAUAUUAAAGAAUUAUAUAAAUUAGAAAUUCUAGAUGCUACAAAUAAUAUUAUUGAUGAUAUCAAUGAUUUAACAGAGACUAUAAAUAUUCUGAUUUCUUUAAAAGAUCUAUCUUUACAAGGUAAUCCUAUAACAAAAUAUUAUAGGUACAAGGAAAAUCUUAUUGCAAAUAAUGAUACAAUAAAAACUCUUGAUGGAAAAACGGUGACAGAUGUAUGUAGAUGUUUUAUGAAAAGAUUUAAGAUGAAAAAACAUCUUUAUCAUACUAAAAAAUUAUUAAAUACUGCGGAUGAAGACAUUACAAGUUCAUUAAAUUUACCACCUGCAUUGAAAGCAUCAAUAUCCAGAGCAAUAUUUCAACAUCCUGAUUCAAAAUUGUCUACAAUUACAUCUGUAAUUAAUAAGACACAAUCAUAUAUAUAUCCAUCAUGGAAAAUUGGUGCAAAUAUUAUAAAAAAUGGCCGUAUUACUCCAAAACCAUUUUGGAAUACGAUUAAAAUUAAAAAAACUAAAAAGUCUAAUCAUGUACAACCAAUAUUAAACACUGAAAUUAUUAAAUUACCACCUAUUUAAAUAAUUUAUUAAUAUUUUAUUACACAGAGUAUGGAAUAUGCAAAAAAAAAAACAAAUUUUUUGGAUUAGAGGUAUUUUUCUUAUUUAUUAAAAAAUUAUUCUUUUUUAAAAAAUUAUUUCUAAUUCAUUGUAUAUUUUUUAUUUAAUUUUUUUAUAAUUAAAUAUUAAAUAAUUUUUAUAUAAAUCAUUAAAUUAUUGCCUGCAUGCUGGAAAGUCGUGUAUGAGAUAAAAAUAAAAUCAAUAAUUAAAUUGCACAAAAAAUAUAUGGCAAAUCAUGUAAAAAAAGCGGCAAACUAAUUAUAAUUAUUUUGUACAACUUUCUAGCACUGAGGCGACAUUUAUAUGUGCAUUAACAUAAAAUUUUGAAAUAAAAUACAUUAAAAUUCAUGCGUGUAAAACAAUAAUUCACAUUAAAUAUAACAAAACGUGCAUAGUUAAAGAGUUACGAUUUUCUUAUACAUAAAAUACUAUUACAUAAUUGUAUAUUAUAGAACUAUAAUAUUAAGUAUAAUAUUGUAAUUAUCAUAUUAUGACUAAAUGAAUCAUAGAAAAUUUAUUAAAGUACAAAAUACUAUUAACUACAUUUGUACACUGCUUGAAGAUUUAUACUUUAUUUUUAAAGCUUAAGUUGAAUAUAAUAAAGAAUUUUUAUUCUCUAUAUUAUAUCUUCAAUAAGCAACUCUUCAAGCAGAGUUAAUAUAAAAUUUUGAUAAAUAUAAUUGUAUGAAUAAACGAAUAAAUAAAUUUUAAAUGACACAAGCAUUUAUGAUACAUAUUUGUUAGUCACUAUAAGCAUGGAAUGUUAGAUACAAUAAAAACAAAUAUAUAAAUAAUGGAAUUAUAAGGUACAAGAAAAUCAAUAUCUUCUUUAAUAUAAUUUUACUGUUUUUUUUUUAAUAUCGAAACAUAAAAAAUUAAUUUACGAAAUUUGUAAAAGUGCUUAUAAAUAAAAAAAAAAUAAAAACUUACAAGAAAAUACAAUGGUUGAGCAUAUCUGAAAUAUAAGUUAAUACUAUGAAAUAAAGUGAGAUUAAUCGAUGUAUUUUGUAACAUUCAAAUAAUUCAUUAGUUGCCAGCAUAAAAUGAGUUGGUAAUAUACAAGAGAAAAUGCAUUUCACACGUAGAUGAUCUAUGAUAUUCUUUUGCUCUAGAAAUUUUUAUAUUUUCUUUUUUUAAAUAUUAAAUUAUAUAAUUACAACAAUACUAACAAAUAGAAAUGCAGAAAAUAUUUAAUCUUCAAGAAAAAUUAUAUAUAGUAAAUGUAAAUAAUUACAAAAUUAUAUAUUAUAUACUAAUAUAAAUAUUUCAAUUUAUUAUAUAUUAUUUAAAAAGUACAAAAGUAAAAAAAAAUUUCAUUUACAAUCAAUAUGCAAAUGUUAAUAAUUUAAUAUUAUAAAAUAAAUGCUUUGUGCAAAAUGCAAGUAAUAGUAAUGUAGCUUUUAAAUAAUAUAUGAAAGAACAAAAGCAUAAACAAGCCUUCUACAGUGUGAUAUGCAUAUUUUAAUGUCGUUUCUUAAUUACCACAUGUACAAUAUAUAUAUGUAUGUGUAUAUAUAUGUGUAUAUAUAUAUAUAUAUAUAUAUAUAUAUAUAUAUAUAUAUGUACUCACA
Molecule: messenger RNA, 2885 nt
Organism: Apis cerana (Asiatic honeybee)
Lineage: Eukaryota; Metazoa; Arthropoda; Insecta; Hymenoptera; Apidae
Product: protein phosphatase 1 regulatory subunit 42
Molecular function (GO): protein binding
Source: RefSeq, a predicted model, not a curated record